AUGAGCACCUGCCAAAAAGACACUUGUACCAAACCAGUUUGUGAAAAGAAGGAAUGUUGCCAACAAGAAUGCCCAAUCAAGAAGGCAUACAAAGAAUUCAUUGCUGCUGUCCCAAAGGCUCAAGUUGGCGAACAAGCCCCAACCUUCAAGGCCCAAGCCCUCUGCCCAUGCAAUGGUAUUGUCGAUAUGGACUUUGAGAGCUUCAAGGGAAAGUUCAUUGUUUUGUUGUUCUACCCACUUGACUGGACUUUUGUCUGCCCAACUGAAAUGCUCGGAUACUCAAAGUUGGCCGAAGAAAUGAAGGAUGUUCAAUUCUUUGGAGUUUCUGUUGACUCAGUUUUCUGUCACAAAGCAUGGUGUGAUGCUCCUCGAGAACAUGGAGGUAUUGGAAAACUUGCAUUCCCAUUGGUCUCUGAUAUUAAGAAGAUCAUUUCAAUGAGAUAUGGUAUGUUCAACUGUUGUGAUGGUAUUGCCAGAAGAGGGUAUGUUAUUAUUGAUCCAAAGGGCAUCAUCAGAUACAUGCAGAUCAAUGAUAAUGGUAUUGGAAGAAACACUGAAGAGACUAAGAGAAUCAUUGAAGCCAUCAAGUUCACUGAUGAACACGGAGAAGUCUGCCCACUUAAUUGGACACCUGGGAAAGACACUAUGAAACCAUGCCCACAAGGUAUGUGUGAGUAUCUUACUAAACACUAG
This is a messenger RNA of Entamoeba invadens IP1, 693 nucleotides long. RefSeq lists its product as hypothetical. The coding region runs from base 1 to 693 and encodes 230 amino acids. The transcript has a single exon. The record is from RefSeq and is a predicted model, not a curated record. Gene Ontology annotation, biological process: response to oxidative stress; hydrogen peroxide catabolic process; cellular response to stress. Gene Ontology annotation, cellular component: cytosol. Gene Ontology annotation, molecular function: thioredoxin peroxidase activity. Lineage: Eukaryota; Evosea; Mastigamoebida; Endamoebidae.